AUGUCCAAGCUUGCCUUACUAGCGAAGCAGAGACUGGAGGGCAAAAGCAAAGGAUUGGCUGGAUUGUCGCUGGCAGAUUCCGCCACCCGGCUGCCCUCUAAAUUGUCUCUUUUGGCAAAGUCAAGGGAAGGGAAAGGCAUUUUAGGCGGUGCCUUGAAUGUAUCCGAUAAGCCUUCGCUGGGACCGAAACUCAUAAAAAAGAAAGGCGUUCUACCGACAUCUGUGCCGAAAGUUGCUGCUCCUAUCGAGCUGCCUUCUGUAGUGGAGAGUAGUCAAACAAGAAGGCGAAGGAGGAUCAGACCGUCCUCUUCGGAGAACCGCGAAAAGGGAUCUGAAUCGAUCUCUAAGGAUCCUCCGUCGGCAACUGCACAAGAGCCUUCUCCUAUGGACGAGCUAUUGAGGGUUCUGCUCACUGUCGAAACUCGCUCACUUCAGAACAAACCGAUCUGUGAAACCUCUGUUGCAUUACUCUCCACAAAACGCGCAUACCCCAAUGUUGAAGAAAGUCAAAACAAACUUCGAAAAUUGGCCGAUAACAUAUUUCUUGCAUUUACUAACAACGACCCCAAUAUAGCCAAGGCAAAAGCUAAUUUCAACCGUCCGAGCCCCGACGACAAAGUCUUGGAGGCACAGAAACAAGCUUUUGAGCUGGAUUUGAAAAAAUUAAGCUUGAAAGAAGGAACUGUAGAGAAACGGUCAGGGACUGCGACUCCAGUUAUUACUGAGACCAAACCAUUUGUCAAACUCGACCUUGCCACGGAACUUUCAAAGUACGUUCAACCUCAUAAAUCGUUCGUUGUCAUUGGGCAUGUCGAUGCGGGCAAGUCCACUUUAAUGGGGCGUAUUUUGUAUGAUACUGGCACUGUUGAUGCCAAGACCGUGAACAAGUUAGUUAGAGAGGCAGAGAAGUCAGGUAAAGGUUCAUUUGCACUUGCAUGGUUAUUAGAUCAAACGACAGAGGAAAGAUCCCGCGGUGUCACCAUUGAUAUUUGCUCCACAACAUUUAAGACGGACAACAUAAUAUUCACCGCCAUUGAUGCACCCGGACACAAGGAUUUCGUUCCACAAAUGAUCAGUGGUGUUUCACAAGCUGAUAUUGCUUUGCUCGUGGUUGACUCCAUUAAUGGUGAAUUCGAAGCUGGCUUUGUCAUGGAUGGUCAAACCAAAGAGCACACGUUGUUGGCUAAAAGUUUGGGUAUUGAACAAGUCUGCAUUGCGAUCAACAAGCUUGACAAGGAAGAUUGGUCACAAGCUCGUUUUGAAGAUAUUAAAACCCAGCUCACACUUUUCUUGACAAGUAAGGAUGUUGGUUUUCAUGAAGAAAAACUUCAUUUUGUUCCAAUAUCUGGCUUGUCGGGCACAAAUGUGGUGAAGAAUGAUCGUUCAACUCCAGAAUUUGCUUGGUACAAUGGCCCAACAUUGAUAGGAUGUCUCGAAGAUAUAAAGAUCCCAGAAUCACACAUCUCGUCGCUGGAUGAGUUACUGUCCGAGGAAUUGAACUUAUCCAUCGGUGAAAUUGUCGAGAUCCUGUCUUCAGAAUUUCGGGUGCAAGGCAAAGUAAGCCUGGGAAUGAUUCAAGCUGGUGAGACAGUUCGUUUCAAUCCAACGAACGACUGUUUACAAGUUCAAGCUCUCUCUGUUCAAGCUAAAGGAGAACCUGUCGCCGUGCGUGGGCAGAUCGUUCAAUUGAGUUUCAAGACUGGUCAACUCAAGAACAAAAGCAUUGAUGACUUGGCUGUCGGAGAUUUAAUUCUGAACUUAGAAUCUGCUGUGCGCCUGGUAAGCUCUUUCGAAGCAUCAAUCGUUACAUUUCACAUGGAUAAGCCACUUCUUGUCGGAACUCCUUUUGUGCUUUUCCGUAACAAUGCCUCUGUCUCGGCUCGAAUUAGCAAGAUUAUCCUGAUAGCAAACUCCAAAAGAAAGAAGAUGCAUUUGGUCUCGCAGCAGGAGGCAAAGGUUGAAAUAGAAAUUGUGGGUGAUAGACUAUUUCCUGUCGCAGAAUUCAGCAAGAAUAAGGCUUUAGGAAGGGUUGUUCUCAGAAAAGAGGGAGCUACUAUCGCCGCCGGAACAGUACAGAGCUUGCAGAAUGUAGCUUAA
Molecule: messenger RNA, 2097 nt
Organism: Australozyma saopauloensis
Lineage: Eukaryota; Fungi; Ascomycota; Pichiomycetes; Serinales; Metschnikowiaceae
Product: ribosome dissociation factor GTPase
Exons: 1
Coding region: 1-2097 (698 amino acids)
Biological process (GO): translation; translational elongation
Molecular function (GO): translation elongation factor activity; GTP binding; GTPase activity
Source: RefSeq, a predicted model, not a curated record